GGCCGUGUCCGGACAGCUUCUUCAUGGUGUUCAACAUCAGGGAGCAGAAGUACACGUGCGGCUGCCCGGCCGGCUUCCUGCUGGUGGCCGCCGUGAACCGCUGCCUGCGCGUGCGCACGUCCUGCCGCCACUGCGUGGAGAACCUCUACAUGUGGCCGGGCGACGGCCAAUACUACCGGGAGCUGACGCAGGGCCCGUGCAACGGCUCGGACCUGCUGGUCCAGACAGCAGACGGGCCCGUCUGCGGCUGUGGCAAGUACGCCGCCGACGACCGGCUGGGCCGCUUCCUGGAGCCGACGGCGCGCUGGCCGCUGGACGGCCGCUGCUAUCGGCUGUACGAGCAGGCGCUCUGCCCGGCCGGCCACUGGUUCAUCUGGAGCAGCGCUGAAGACCGGAUGCCCGUCUGCUGCCCCAGGGGCCACUUCUUCUGGCCCGAGGAUGGUCAGUGCUACGAGGAGUUCACACGGGGCCCUUGUCCCAAGAGCCAGAUGUUCAUCAAUGUACUGCGCAACUCUGUGUGUAUCUGUGAUGACCAGUGGGGCUUCACGGUGCUAAACCCAGGGGACGGCAAGUGCUACUUGCGGAACACGCAAGGCCCGUGCAAAUCUGGUUUUCGUUUUCUGGGCACCAGCGACGGUCAAAAGGUGUGCGACUGUAUGCCAGGGGAGUUCUUCUACUCGCCGACGGAAAAGUGCUACCCGCUUUACCAACAAGGUCCCUGCGGGCCCGGCCAGUGGCUGGAGUUCGCCGCCGCCGCCGGCCGGGCCGUGUGUCGGGAGUCGCCGUGUCCCCUGCUGGCCGCGUCCGGCGCCUCCGCCCGCGUGCCCCAAGCGCGCCUGCUCGACCUGCCGGCGCCCAGACCGCUCGUCUUCUGGAGAAUCACCGCCAGGUGUUACCAGAUCGGCAGCCAAGGUCCGUGCAGUGACGACUUCCGUCUGGAGCUGGACGAGUACGGUAUCACCCCGGUCUGCCAGCCGUUGCACGAGCCCAACAGAGACGUACCCGUGCAGGCGCCGAUGAACGAGCUGACGCGCUGUCCGCCGGGCUCGUACAGAGCCAUCUCUGGAGCGUGUCCGCCAGUUCUAGUUACAACGAUGGAAGCCGACGCUGGCGCCGUCUGCGGGGAAAUGCAGGAGUGGUCGGCGGCGGCGGGCCGCUGUGAGCGGCACCACGGCCUCGGCCCGCUCCACUGGACCAUCUACAACUACCAGCGCAAGGUGGCAGCGCGGCAGGGCGACGGGCGCGACGUCUAG
Molecule: messenger RNA, 1253 nt
Organism: Pollicipes pollicipes
Lineage: Eukaryota; Metazoa; Arthropoda; Thecostraca; Pollicipedomorpha; Pollicipedidae
Source: RefSeq, a predicted model, not a curated record